AGCUAUCAUUAUUAAUAAUCAGCCUAAGCCAUAUGCAAAUCUAAAUUAAUAAAGAAGAGAGGACAAUAACAAAAUUUCUUACGGACACAUUUGAACAUCUUUUGUGUCGAAUAGAAAAUUUACCUUAAGAUUUUGAUCUAUAUGAUAUAUUCAUCGACAAUAUUUUAUAUAUAGUAAAAAGAAAGACAUCGGCCCACAUGAUUAUAUAUAAAAAUUGUUGUUUAGAAUUUAGGGUAAUGAUCGAAUUAAUUAAUCCAUAGAUAAAAAAAGCAGAUCUAGUAAUUGAUCAUAUUGAUGAAAACAAUAUUCGAAUAUACUUAGAUCCAACAAACAGGAAAGGAGAAUCGUUAAUAAAGAAAGCUGGAACGAUAUAAAAAUAAAAAAUAGUUAAUUUAAAUGAAGAAAUUAGUAAUUAAGAAUUAAGGAUAUAAUAAGAAUAUAUUUAUGAUGCUUAGAAACAUGUAAAAUUAAUUAGAAUUCCUUUAAUUUGUUCACAAACAAAGUCGACAAUUUUUUUUUAUGAAAUUGAUUAGGAAAGUAGAAUUGAUAAAGUUAUAUAAAAGAAAUAGAAUUUUGACAAGAUAGCAGCAGUAUUUACUGAAGAUGAUCCAAAUAAUGAAAGAAUUCAAUAAUUUGAAGAUCAAUUAAGAAAUUUAACUCUUAUAUUUGAUCAUCAUAAUAAUUAGGUUUACUGGGGUGAUUUAUUGAUUAUUUUAUGGAGUAAUGGAAUGAAAACAGUGGUGGAUUAUACAAACAAUUGAACGACU
Messenger RNA from Paramecium sonneborni, 767 nucleotides. The record is from the annotation of a GenBank genome assembly. Lineage: Eukaryota; Ciliophora; Oligohymenophorea; Peniculida; Parameciidae.